Molecule: messenger RNA, 687 nt
Organism: Capronia epimyces CBS 606.96
Lineage: Eukaryota; Fungi; Ascomycota; Eurotiomycetes; Chaetothyriales; Herpotrichiellaceae
Product: HAD superfamily (subfamily IIIA) phosphatase
Exons: 1
Coding region: 1-687 (228 amino acids)
Molecular function (GO): phosphatidylglycerophosphatase activity
Source: RefSeq, a predicted model, not a curated record
AUGCCUCUCUUUUCCAAUGUUCCCGCGCUCCGACUGACGCUUGCUUACGCCUUCCACGACCCCUCGAGUCUGCUUCCGCAUCAAACGAUCCCAACGCUGCUUUCGCUACCACUGCCUCUUGGUCCUUCUCUCCCCUCGCUCGAUGGUACGGGGCGAAAACCUACAAUAAGAGCCCUGGUCCUGGAUAAAGACAAUACCCUCUGCCCUCCUGAGACGGCCAAGUUGCAUCAGGCAUACAUCAACAAGAUCGAGAAGGUCAAGGAGUGCACCGAAUUCUCUCACAGCGCUCACAGCAUCCUCAUUGUCUCCAACACUGCAGGGAGCAGUCCGGCACCCGAGCAUGAGGCCGAAGCGAAGCAAUUGGAGCUAGAGCUUGGACUCCCUGUCUUGAGACAGCACCCCGACCGCAAGAAACCUUUCUGCGGCCCUGAUAUAUUGAAGUAUUUCAAGGACCACGGAGUCACGGAUAACCCAAGGGAAAUUGUCGUUGUCGGGGACAGGCUAGCUACCGAUGUGCUCUUGGCCCGGGAAAUGGGUAGCUGGAGUAUAUGGUGCCGGAACGGCUGGCGCAAUCCGGCCAUGCCAGGUCGAGAUUACAGAGGCUUUUUCAGCAAGACCGAAAGCCGGUUCGAGAGAAUCAUGACGAGAGGCUUCGGCAACACUGCUCCUCUACCCAAGGCUACAUGA